AUGAAGAUCAACAUCGCCACCUUCGCCACGGCUUUCGCGGCUCUUACGGUCUCUGCGCAAGCGGCCUACUGCCCUCCUAGAUCUGCGAGUCCAAGCGAGCAGCGACUUAUCUUUGCCGAGUUUUACCAGAAACUCUAUACCGACAUGAACGCCACCCAAGCCCUCAUCGACCACAUGGCAGAGGAUUACAUCCAGCACAACCCGUAUGCACUCUCGGGUCUCAACAAUUCGAUCGAAGCAUUGUCAUUUGUCACUCCGGAGACGGUAAAGUUCAACGUCACAUUCAGUGGUAUUGAUGGGGACUUGGCUUUUGUAUACUUGAGAAUGGACAUUGCUGCAGAGCCACGUCCGAGAGCGGUGGUUGAUCUAUUCCGGUUCAACGGGUCGUGCAUUCAGGAGCAUUGGGACGUUAUGCAGGAGAGACCGGACAACGCCACAAACCCUCUGGAUAUGUGGUAG
This is a messenger RNA of Colletotrichum chrysophilum, 459 nucleotides long. RefSeq lists its product as uncharacterized. Lineage: Eukaryota; Fungi; Ascomycota; Sordariomycetes; Glomerellales; Glomerellaceae. The record is from RefSeq and is a predicted model, not a curated record. The coding region runs from base 1 to 459 and encodes 152 amino acids. The transcript has a single exon.